This is a messenger RNA of Cuscuta campestris, 2703 nucleotides long. The record is from the annotation of a GenBank genome assembly. NCBI's taxonomy places the organism in Eukaryota, Viridiplantae, Streptophyta, Magnoliopsida, Solanales, Convolvulaceae.
CUCGCAUUUGGUAUCAAUAAUUUUGUUGUGUGCUGUGGAGCUGGGCUUCGGGCCUGAGCCCAGCAUUUAUUACAUUACGGAGUCCUAUAAAACAAAGGGGGGGAAUGCCAUUCACCCCCCCGUUUCCAGGCUUCACCUGUUCCGUGGUUCAUAUUCUUCCAGAUAUGUCAAUGACGAUGGUGAAGAGCGCUUACCAACCCGCAGCAGCUCCGCCAUGGCGGAAUGUGUGUGAAAAUUCCGAGAUUUCAUCUUCUUCUUCUGAUGAUGAUGACGGUGGUAGCGAAGAAACUCGUUCUGACAGUUCUGAUGGUGAUUCAGGGCGGAUCACUGGCUGCACUCCGGCGAAGAGGAGGAAGUUGUGGUGGAAUCCGGUCACUCCUGAAGCAGAUUGUUGCCCUGAUUCCAUUGUUGAGUACUUGAACACGCCUCUGUCUAAGCGUAGGAAUUCAGGGGAGUUGAAUAUGAAGGUGAAGAAACAUCUCUCGUAUUCCGGAUGGGCCAUUGAAUCUCUGAGGACUCAAAAUGGAACUAGAAUGCGAUAUGUUUCGCCCGAUGGAAAAAUAUACAUGUCCCUCACUCAAAUUUGUCACCAGCUUAACCCUAAUGUUGAGGAAUGUGUUUCUGUUCCUGUGGCUGAUCGUACCGUGAAGCCCAACCCAAAUGUUGAGGAAUGUGUUUCUGUCCCUGUGGUCGAUCAUACGGAGAUUCCCAACCCUAAUGAUGAAGAAUGUGUUGUUUCUGUGGUGGAUUGUAUGGCGAAGCCAAAGGCAUGUCGAGAGCUUUAUGUGUCUUCUCCUAGCAAAGCCACUGUUGAAGAUUCUGAUCACGGAGAGGAUCCUCAGGCUAUUAGUGAUUAUAUGUUUUUGUGCAAAAUUAAAAGUGUAAAUCCCAAAACAAGGGCACUCAAGGCAGAAGCUAAGUUUAGAGCCAUGAAUCAUCUGGUUCACUGCAAAUGGGAGCUGUUUAAAAGCCCCAAAAAAGACAAAUUGGAAUAUCGCUACAAGGCUCCGAAUGGGAAAGUGUUUUACUCUCUUUUCACAGCUUGCGAAUGGUAUGCACGAGAAACAAAUGUCGGAGGCCUGAAGACUUUGGGAAGUGUUGUUGGAUCAAAUGGUAAAGAAAAAGAUGACGAACAAGUGGUUUUUGGAGUUGGAAAAUAUAGAAAGAAAUUGAAGUUUUGCUUGGAUGAAUCCAAGACAAGUUUAAUUAGAGAUUCUUCUCAGUCUCAAAACACAAAGGUGCAAUACAGGAAGAAGGAUGGAUCUGUGUUAAAGGACGGAAGAAUUACCAGUGAUGGAAUACUUUGUGAUUGCUGCCAGCAAGUUUAUGGACUCAGUAGCUUUGAAGCUCAUGCAGGAAGUACAAACCACAGGCCUUCGGCAUUUACAUUCUUGGAAGAUGGAAGGUCGAUAGCCGAGUGUCAAUUACAGGAAAAACAGAAUGGCAACCUUAAACACUCCAACUUUAUAGAACAUGAUAUUAUCUGUUCUGUCUGUCAUGAUGGCGGUGAAUUACUUCUUUGUGAUAAGUGUCCAUCCGCGUUUCAUACUGGUUGCCUUGGUCUAGAGGAGGUUCCACCUGGUGAUUGGUUUUGCGCAUCAUGCUGUUGUGGAAUUUGUCACCAGGGUGGAUUUCAUGAGAAUGAAAACCACCAGUUCACAGAUAAUAGUUCUCUUUGCUGUUAUCAGUGCCAAUGCCAAUAUCAUGUUGGGUGUGUUAAAAGUAGGGGUCUACUUAAGCUGGACAGCCCUCCUCCAGGAAAGUGGUUUUGCAACUACAAAUGCCAACAGAUAUUUUCAGGUCUUGUUCAACUGUCAGGAAAACCAAUUCCAGUGGAGUCAGUUAAUCUGCUAACUUGGACGUUAUUGGAUUCUGGAGAUGAUAAGAGAUAUAGCAAGCUUAGAGCUGCCCUUGAUGUGAUGCACGAGUGUUUCGAGCCCAUUAGGGAAUAUCUAACUCAGAGUGAUGUUGUUGAGGAUGUUAUUUAUAAUAAACGGAACUCUAAGCUACGCCGUUUAAAUUUUCAAGGGUUCUAUACUGCAAUCCUGGAAAGAAAUGAUGAAAUUGUUACGGUGGCUACAGUAAGGGUUCAUGGAGAAAAGGCAGCUGAGAUCCCAUUUGUUGCCACAUCGUUCAAACACCGGGGACUUGGAAUGUGUCGCAUUUUAAUGAACCAGCUAGAGAAGAAACUUUCAGAACUGGGAGUGCAGAGAAUAAUUGUGCAAGCCAUUCCUGCAGCGAAGAACACAUGGACCGGUUCGUUUGGCUUCUCGGCUAUGACAAAAGCAGAGAGGCUGAACUUGUCAGACUGCACUUUUGUCAACUUCUAUGGUACAGAUAUGUGCCAGAAGCUGUUGCGAAACGACACAUCCACAGGAUCAAAUGAGGUUGAUGGCAUUUGUCCCGUUUCACUAGCUUCGCAACCUGAAGAAAUUCAUAGCAGUGCAGGGCUUGAAGAUCAAACACGAGACGAGAUCAUUUCUUCACUGCUGGGCUUCAAAUAGGGUGACAAUGUAGAUCCUCUGCCAUUCUUUUUAUUUGCUCUAGCAAACAUUAAGGUUAGUUGUGAAUGAGCAAAUAGGCAUUUGAAUUACAGAAUGCAACAAAAUGAAUUAUGCGCAUUUAUCGAACGUGCAUGCAUCAAUUCCGUAAUGUUCAUGCCCUAAUUUUGUGCAAAUAAAUAAAUAAAUGUGAAAACUUGUG